AUGGUGCGCCUCAUCCCAUCCGUCCUUGCCAUGUUAGCCGUGGCAUUGGCGGUACAUGCCUGCGACUACUGCCAGUGCAAGUUCACGGACGGGUCCCACUGCUGCACGACCUCGACGUACGCCCACAGCUGCGAGGAAGUCUGCAAAAACGCCGCGCGGUACGACGACGACGUCAAGUGCAGCGCCGGCGGCCUCUCCGAGUGUAUUGGCUACUUUACUGCCAACGGGCGCGCUCAGUGCAACAGCCAAGCCUACGAUUUCGACCAGGAAGCUUCUUGGGUUGUGUCGAAUGGUGCCUUCGACGACCGGUGUCAGAUUGGUGGACACACCGUUGGGGACUGA
This is a messenger RNA of Colletotrichum aenigma, 342 nucleotides long. RefSeq lists its product as uncharacterized. Bases 1 to 342 code for a protein of 113 amino acids. The record is from RefSeq and is a predicted model, not a curated record. The transcript has 2 exons. NCBI's taxonomy places the organism in Eukaryota, Fungi, Ascomycota, Sordariomycetes, Glomerellales, Glomerellaceae.